Morone saxatilis (striped sea-bass) is the source of this 2144-nucleotide messenger RNA. Its product is annotated as UBA_like_SF and PTH2 domain-containing protein. The coding region runs from base 234 to 788 and encodes 184 amino acids. Gene Ontology annotation, cellular component: cytosol; mitochondrion. NCBI's taxonomy places the organism in Eukaryota, Metazoa, Chordata, Actinopteri, Moronidae. The transcript is spliced from 7 exons. The record is from RefSeq and is a predicted model, not a curated record. Gene Ontology annotation, molecular function: peptidyl-tRNA hydrolase activity; protein binding.
UAACACCACUCUGAGAGUGAUUCGGCAAGAAGCAGCAUCCUGUGCCAACGAGCUGUAGGGUCCAAAAUGGAGUAACGCUAAAGACAGUGCAGUCGGGAAUCCCACUGAAUGUAAUUCAGCAUUCAAACAGAAAUUGCUCCGUCGCAGGUGAAAAUUAAGACAUAAAGAAACCGCGGGGAAGUCGGCGUUGUUGUUGUUGCUGCUGUCGAGCUAGCUGCGCAAAACAGUUAAGAAUGGAGCCAUCAGAGCAGUCAGGCCCAGACUCGGGCUCUCAGGAUGUCAACCCUGUGUUUCUGCAGCAGCUCAGAGAGCUGGACAUCCCAGAGGAAGCAGCCAAACAGGCACUUCUGCACACCCGGAACGUGUCUGCCGAGGAGGCGGCCAUGUACUACUUCAACAAGCUGGAGAAUGAGGAGGAGGGAGACGAUGACCUCAUGUUUAAGAUGGUGUUUGUGGUGAACAUGGACCUUGCCAUGGGUGUUGGAAAGGUGGCAGCCCAGGUUGGCCAUGCUGCUGUGGGUUUGUACCAGGCUCUGCAGGAGAAGAACAGCUGGAGGGAGAUGGCCUGGAAGUGGGACCACAGCGGAGCCAAGAAGGUGGUGGUCCAGGGCACUAAUGUGGCUCAUCUACUGGAGCUGCAGGCUCUGGCUAUGAGCCUCAGCCUGCCCACUUACCUGGUCCAGGAUGCAGGGCUUACCCAGGUGGAGGCUGGGUCCCGCACUGUCCUGGCCAUAAUGGGCGAGGAGGAGAUGGUGAACAACGUCACUGGGAGUCUGAAGCUGCUCUGAGGGGCUCAAACCCACAGUGGGGGAGGCAUGGCUCUGCAGUGCCACUGUGCAACCAGCAGAGGGCAGCAUUUCCCAGCGGCACGGAGAGUCUUGGCAUGCAAGAGUGUAACAACCUUUUAAAAAGACCUUAAGAACGGGGGAAUGUCCCAACACCAGAAAACAAACACUCUCAGCCAUUUGUUUCCCUUUCAUUCUUUGUCGCCGCUUAGUCGGCCGUUGAGAGCAGGAGGGGAGAGAGACCGGUUCUUCACAGGGGAACAAGACGAAGGCAGUCUUUUUCUUUUUGGUGACCUUUCUCUUUUUUUAACAGGCCACUUGCUUAGAGGAGUCUUAUUAGAAUCACUUUCCAAACAGUUCUAGUCUGUUGUCCAGUUUCAGAUUUGACAAAGUCAAAUAAAUUUUUGUUUGAUGGUUGACCAAUAUUGGAAUUAUGCGUACUUAUUAAAGGGGCCGUGUACUGUAGCCUAAUACAUAAUGUAAUUAUAAUUACACCCAUAGCAGAUGUAGUAGUCCCCUGUUGGAUCCACUACCCCUGAGUGAAGGGUAACUUAUUAACUUAACUAUGUGAACACUCAUUUUUGACGUUUAAAUGAUUUUGUGUCUGUAUGCGACUAUUCUCCCAAAGAUCCCUACCCUGUAGACUGAAUAACACUAAUUAUUAUUAUUAUUAUUAUUAUUAUUAUUGAUAAAUGGCUAUAUUUUGUAUACAUAUGCCUGUUAGGGCCAUAUACUGUAUAAUCUGUGGUGUGCCAUCCUAACAGUAUGCACAGUUACUGGACUUUGUUGUAUUGUAUUUUUUUUUCUUUAUGCAGAAGGAAAAAACCUUGAGUUAUACUUUUUGGAUUUCUUGGUAGAAUUUGAUGGUGGGUGAGUGUCUGUGGAGCCAAAAUGUCAUGUAGUAAAGGUUUGUACUAGGCCUGACUUUAUGCACAUUGCCUGUUGUGGAAAGUUUACAAUAAUGAAGUCGAUCAACGUACAGCUUGAGAGAACGCAGAUGAUGUAUGACAACUGUUAAGGACUUGGUGAAACGUCUUGCGCACUAAUAAUCUUAACACACAUAGAAUGGUGUGUGAGCUGUCAAGUGUCUUAUGUUCUCACUAACAAAUAUUUGUGGCCAUGAGCUGCCACUCCCAUAAUUCUUAGCUAAAUGUCAACGAUUUUAUUUGUAAUAGAAAUCUUUAAAAAAAAAUGGCAGUGUUAUGCAUGCAGUGUAUAUUUGAACAGACCAUUGGAAUCCCAAAGUUAUGUCAAUUUUAGUAACAUGUCCACACUUUGAUACCUCCUGUGUUAUAAAGUCAUUUGUGUGAGUGCUUCAGACUAUGGAGACAAUUAAAAGGCCUCCAGAUUAAGUAACAA